AUGGCUCGUGCUGCUGCCUUGUGUAUCUUGGCCGCUGCAGCCCUCUGCAUGCUCCGAAAUAUCGCCUUUGUCCCAGCGCCUGCGCGCACCGCCGCAGACCCCGCAGUGGUAGCUGGCGCGGCGGUGUUGGCCACUGUGCCAAUGGGAGCAGACGCCUUCGUCUUCAAGGGCAAGGAGUACUUUGAUGUCUUCUAUGGCAUUGAGCCUUUGGCCUGGGCCUUCUGUGGCUUCGUCAUCGUCUACUACGGAGCAGUGGUGAAGAACGCCGCACAGAAGUACAAUGUCCCCAUCCAGAAGAUCCCUCCCAAGGUUGGAGCCUUCGUUGGCAAGGCACGCCUGGGGGUUCUGUUCUGCUAG
Messenger RNA from Durusdinium trenchii, 357 nucleotides. Lineage: Eukaryota; Dinophyceae; Suessiales; Symbiodiniaceae. The record is from the annotation of a GenBank genome assembly.